AUGGUGGGAUUGGAGAGCUUUGGUAAUUUUUGACUCUCUUAGUCUUAUUAUGUAUGUUUUCUUUUCCCACAGGAAGCUUAUAAUCUUCUUUCUUUCAAAGGAUAAAACAUGCUUGUAAGAAAGUGGUGCACUAAUACCAGUUUAAAGGCCAACAGAAUUCAUGCACCCCCUUGGAGGAGUCCCCGGCCUUGGACUUGUACUUCCACAUGAACAGAAAUUUCCGUCUGGACAGUGACACUGUGCGUAUCAGUCCUGCAGGACGCACAAAAAUAUUGAUCAAGAAAUUGAGUAGGAAGAGUGUUCCUAUUUAGUCUCUCAAGCUAUUCCAGCAUCUCCAAACGUAUGGCUUCUCUUUACUGUCUCUAGAGAGAAUAAUGUGUCCUUCAGGAGCUAAUAUGAUGAAGUUAGCAGCUGCUUGGGGAAGGAACAUGAUUAUUCAGCAAGGUAUUAAGCUUUAGUAAACUUUGCAUCAUGACAGAAAUCCCCACUCCUGCAGAGAGAGAUUUCAGAAGAUCUCACUAUUUGUGUUCACAAGAUUAUUGCUCUACAAUCUACAUUAUACUCAUAAACAUCAGCAUUAUCCUGAAAUUCUUGUGUGGCAAAAAUGAGUCUCUGUAGAACAUACCAAAGAUGAAUAAGUCAUGGUUUGGUACUUAGACAGAUAUUUUAAUACAGGUUAGGAGGCAGAAAUUAGAAAAGGGAGAUGCUGAGCAUUCCCACAUUGGAAUUACUAAACUUGCAAAGCAAUGGGGGGACAAAGGAUAGUUUUACUAUCCUCCCUUUUGAAGUUACAAUGGAGGAAAACACUGAUUUAGGAAAACACUGUGUUGCAUACAAUAAAAACACACAUUAUUCAUGUAAAGGGAUUUGCUAAAACAAACUUAACAAAGUUAACCACUAGGUUUUUGGGAUUUUUUUUUUUUCAAAUAAAUGCAUUGUAUCUUUCUCUCCACUACCUACAAUACACAACCUUGGGUAAAAAUAUGCAUUUUUAAGAAAGAUACCAUCAGCACUGAGGUAUCUGAAAGAGGUUUGAGGUGCUGGGUAUAAGAAUGAGAUAGACAAACAACUACACAUCUUCCAAAGCCAAAUGUAUUUUUAGAUUGAAGGCUACUUGACAGAAUAAUUAAAAUAGCUCUCUAUCUUAGCAGAGGUUUAUGAUUAACAAGUAUGUUAUUUGUACAUUCUACCAAUGCCUGUUAAUGCCCACAUUUGGAUCUUCAAAUUUUCCACUGUGUACUUUUUGUCUGGAGAAAACCUUGGACUAGAGAUAAGACCAUUCCCAAAAACGUAUUUCUAGCAGCUCCCACAUCCAGUCAUCCACGCUGGGCUUGAGGCUGAAUCAAGACCAUGAAGUGUCUGCUGCUUCUCGCCUUCAUUGGGGUGGCUGUUGCCUUCCCCACCUCUGCUGAAGAUGAUGAUGACAAGAUUGUGGGAGGCUACACCUGUGCAAAGAAUGCUGUGCCCUAUCAGGUGUCCCUGAAUUCUGGAUAUCACUUCUGUGGAGGUUCCCUCAUCAGCAGCCAGUGGGUCGUGUCGGCUGCUCACUGCUACAAAUCUCGCAUCCAAGUGCAGCUUGGGAAACACAACCUGGAACUCACCGAAUCCACCCAGCAGUUCAUCAACUCUGCUAAAGUCAUCCGCCACUCUGGCUACAGCUCCUACACCCUGGACAAUGACAUCAUGCUCAUCAAGCUGUCCACCCCAGCCCAGCUCAACAGUGCUGUCCAGACCAUUCCUCUGCCCACCAGCUGCGCAGCCGCCGGCACCACCUGCCUGAUCUCUGGCUGGGGCAACACUCUCAGCAGUGGCUCUAACUACCCAGACGAACUGCAGUGCCUGAAGGCUCCAAUCCUCUCCGCCUCAGACUGCUCUGCUGCCUACCCUAGGCAAAUUACCACGAACAUGAUCUGCGUAGGAUUCCUGGAGGGAGGAAAAGACUCCUGCCAGGGAGACUCUGGUGGUCCCGUGGUCUGCAAUGGAGAGCUCCAGGGCAUUGUUUCCUGGGGUAUUGGAUGUGCCCAGAGGGGCUAUCCCGGAGUUUACACCAAGGUUUGCAACUACGUCUCCUGGAUCCAGUCCACCAUUGCCGCCAACUGA
Catharus ustulatus (Swainson's thrush) is the source of this 2100-nucleotide messenger RNA. RefSeq names its product serine protease 2 (gene PRSS2). Gene Ontology annotation, biological process: proteolysis. The transcript has 5 exons. NCBI's taxonomy places the organism in Eukaryota, Metazoa, Chordata, Aves, Passeriformes, Turdidae. The record is from RefSeq and is a predicted model, not a curated record. The coding region runs from base 1351 to 2100 and encodes 249 amino acids. Gene Ontology annotation, molecular function: serine-type endopeptidase activity.